AUGUACACAAACACACCUCUGAGCACACUCAACAAAGAGCUUUUGAUGGGCCAUGUCCAGGAGGUGUGUGUGACUGGUGAAGUACCAUCACUUCCUUCCUGUCUAAAACAGAACAGCCAUCCCGACACUACAGAGCAGAACAGCCAUCCCCACACUACAGAGCAGAACAGCCAUCUCCGCACUACAGAGCAGAACAGCCAUCCCCGCACUACAGAGCAGCACAGCCAUCCCCGCACUACAGAGCAGAACAGCCAUCCCCCGCACUACAGAGCAGAAGAGCCAUCCCCCGCACUACAGAGCAGAAGAGCCAUCCCCCGCACUACAGAGCAGAACAGCCAUCCCCCGCACUACAGAGCAGAACAGCCAUCCCCGCACUACAGAGCAGAACAGCCAUCCCCGCACUACAGAGCAGAACAGCCAUCCCCACACUACAGAACAGCCAUCCCCACACUACAGAACAGCCAUCCCCGCAAUACAGAGCAGAACAGCCAUCCCCGCACUACAGAGCAGAACAGCCAUCCCCACACUACAGAACAGCCAUCCCCCGCACUACAGAACAGCCAUCCCCCGCACUACAGAACAGCCAUCCCCCGCACUACAGAACAGCCAUCCCCCGCACUACAGAACAGCCAUCCCCACACUACAGAACAGCCAUCCCCACACUACAGAGCAGCCAUCCCCACACUACAGAGCAAAACAGUCAUUCCCACACUACAGAGCAGAACAGUCAUUCCCACACUACAGAGCAGAACAGCCAUCCCCACACUACAGAGCAGAACAGCCAUCCCCCGCACUACAGAGCAGAACAGCCAUCCCACGCACUACAGAGAAGAACAGCCAUCCCCCGCACUACAGAGAAGAACAGCCAUCCCCCGCACUACAGAGCAGAACAGCCAUCCCCGCACUACAGAGCAGAACAGCCAUCCCCACACUACAGAACAGCCAUCCCCGCAAUACAGAGCAGAACAGCCAUCCCCGCACUACAGAGCAGAACAGCCAUCCCCACACUACAGAACAGCCAUCCCCCGCACUACAGAACAGCCAUCCCCCGCACUACAGAACAGCCAUCCCCCGCACUACAGAACAGCCAUCCCCCGCACUACAGAACAGCCAUCCCCACACUACAGAACAGCCAUCCCCACACUACAGAGCAGCCAUCCCCACAAUACAGAGCAGAACAGUCAUUCCCACACUACAGAGCAGAACAGUCAUUCCCACACUACAGAGCAGAACAGUCAUUCCCACACUACAGAGCAGAACAGCCAUCCCCACACUACAGAGCAGAACAGCCAUCCCCCGCACUACAGAGCAGAACAGCCAUCCCACGCACUACAGAGAAGAACAGCCACCCCCCGCACUACAGAGAAGAACAGCCACCCCCCGCACUACAGAGCAGAACAGCCAUCCCCGCACUACAGAGCAGAACAGCCAUCCCCACACUACAGAACAGCCUUCCCGCACUACAGAGCAGAACAGCCAUCCCCGCACUACAGAGCAGAACAGCCAUCCCCGCACUACAGAGCAGAACAGCCCUCCCCGUACUACAGAGCAGAAGAGCCAUCCCCACACUACAGAACAGCCAUCCCCCGCACUACAGAACAGCCAUCCCCCGCACUACAGAACAGAACAGCCAUCCCCCGCACUACAGAGAAGAACAGCCAUCCCCCGCACUACAGAGAAGAACAGCCAUCCCCCGCACUACAGAGAAGAACCGCCAUCCCCCGCACUACAGAGCAGAACAGCCAUCCCCCACACUACAGAGCAGAACAGCCAUCCCCCACACUACAGAGCAGAACAGCCAUCCCCGCACUACAGAGCAAAACAGCCAUCCCCGCACUACAGAGCAGAACAGCCAUCCCCGCACUACAGAACAGAACAGCCAUCCCCACACUACAGAACAGCCAUCCCCGCACUACAGAGCAGAACAGCCAUCCCCCGCACUACAGAACAGAACAGCCAUCCCGCACUACAGAGCAGAACAGCCAUCCCCCGCACUACAGAACAGAACAGCCAUCCCGCACUACAGAGCAGAACAGCCAUCCCCACACUACAGUGCAGAACAGCCAUGCCCCGCACUACAGAGCAGAACAGCCAUCCCCACACUACAGCGCAGAACAGCCAUCCCCCGCACUAGAGCAGAACAGCCAUCCCCCGCACUACAGAGCAGAACAGCCAUCCCCGCACUACAGAGAAGAACAGCCAUCCCCCGCACUACAGAGAAGAACAGCCAUCCCCCGCACUACAGAGAAGAACAGCCAUCCCCCGCACUACAGAGCAGAACAGCCAUCCCCCACACUACAGAGCAGAACAGCCAUCCCCGCACUACAGAGCAGAACAGCCAUCCCCGCACUACAGAGCAGAACAGCCAUCCCCGCACUACAGAACAGCCAUCCCCACACUACAGAACAGCCAUCCCCACACUACAGAGCAGAACAGCCAUCCCCCGCACUACAGAGCAGAACAGCCAUCCCCACACUACAGCGCAGAGCAGCCAUGCCCCGCACUACAGAGCAGAACAGCCAUCCCCACACUACAGCGCAGAACAGCCAUCCCCGCACUACAGAACAGAACAGCCAUCCCCACACUACAGAAGAGCCAUCCCCAGCACUACAGAGCAGAACAGCCAUCCCCCGCACUACAGAGCAGAACAGCCUUCCCCCGCACUACAGAGCAGAACAGCCAUCCCCGCACUACAGAGCAGAACAGCCAUCCCCCGCACUACAGAGCAGAACAGCCAUCCCCCGCACUACAGAGCAGAACAGCCAUCCCCGCACUACAGAACAGAACAGCCAUCCCCACACUACAGAACAGCCAUCCCCAGCACUACAGAGCAGAACAGCCAUCCCCCGCACUACAGAGCAGAACAGCCAUCCCCCGCACUACAGAGCAGAACAGCCAUCCCCCGCACUACAGAGCAGCACAGCCAUCCCCGCACUACAGAGCAGAACAGCCAUCCCCCGCACUACAGAGCAGAACAGCCAUCCCCCGCACUACAGAGCAGCACAGCCAUCCCCGCACUACAGAGCAGAACAGCCAUCCCCCGCACUACAGAGCAGAACAGCCAUCCCCGCACUACAGAACAGCAGGUGUGUGUGUGAUGGCAUGAAGGUUAAUUAG
This is a messenger RNA of Oncorhynchus mykiss (rainbow trout), 3117 nucleotides long. The record is from RefSeq and is a predicted model, not a curated record. NCBI's taxonomy places the organism in Eukaryota, Metazoa, Chordata, Actinopteri, Salmoniformes, Salmonidae.